Nestor notabilis (Kea) is the source of this 748-nucleotide messenger RNA. RefSeq names its product eukaryotic translation initiation factor 4E family member 2 (gene EIF4E2). The record is from RefSeq and is a predicted model, not a curated record. Gene Ontology annotation, molecular function: translation initiation factor activity; RNA 7-methylguanosine cap binding. The transcript has 6 exons. The annotation marks the transcript as partial. Gene Ontology annotation, biological process: translational initiation. NCBI's taxonomy places the organism in Eukaryota, Metazoa, Chordata, Aves, Psittaciformes, Psittacidae. Gene Ontology annotation, cellular component: eukaryotic translation initiation factor 4F complex; cytoplasm.
UUUGAAAGAUGAUGAUAGCGGAGACCAUGACCAGAAUGAGGAGAACAACACACAGAAAGACAGUGAGAAGGAAAAGAAUGAUCGAGAGAAACCACAGAGUACCACCAAGAGGAAGGCUGUUGUCCCAGGGCCAGCUGAGCACCCCUUGCAGUAUAAUUAUACAUUCUGGUACUCCAGACGGACACCCGGGAGACCCACCAGCUCACAGAGUUAUGAACAGAACAUCAAACAGAUUGGCACCUUUGCCUCCGUGGAACAGUUCUGGAGGUUUUACAGUCACAUGGUACGUCCUGGGGACCUGACAGGCCAUAGUGACUUCCAUCUUUUCAAAGAAGGGAUCAAACCUAUGUGGGAGGAUGAUGCCAACAAAAAUGGUGGUAAAUGGAUUAUACGCCUGCGAAAGGGCUUAGCGUCACGAUGCUGGGAGAAUCUCAUUCUGGCAAUGCUGGGAGAACAGUUUAUGGUGGGGGAAGAAAUCUGUGGGGCAGUCGUCUCUGUCCGAUUCCAGGAGGAUAUUAUCUCAAUAUGGAACAAGACAGCCAGCGACCAAGCCACAACAGCCCGGAUACGCGACACGUUACGAAGAGUGCUCAACCUACCUCCCAACACCAUCAUGGAAUAUAAAACACACACUGAUAGCAUCAAUCUUCCAGGCCCUGGUGACAGAGGCUCUUUAACAAGACUAGAAGAUCACGGUACACAGAGAGGACAGCUGUAUUUUUAAAUAAACCUAUUAUAGCUUACCACA